This is a messenger RNA of Trachymyrmex cornetzi, 1030 nucleotides long. RefSeq lists its product as uncharacterized. Bases 126 to 995 code for a protein of 289 amino acids. Lineage: Eukaryota; Metazoa; Arthropoda; Insecta; Hymenoptera; Formicidae. The record is from RefSeq and is a predicted model, not a curated record. The transcript has 5 exons.
GAAAUCGGAGGUGAGGACCGUAUUCUGAAUAAUUACCAUUUAUAAUAAAUAAUUAUAAGAAAGGAACAUAAAAGUACUUCAGCACUUAGAAAAAUGGCCUCUGCGUCAGAAGUAAACGACUUUACAUGCAAACAUUGUGGUCAUAUAAUUACUUCUUUAGAUGUUGUGCACGAACAUGUUGCUUUAUUGGGAAAGAAGUAUACAUGAACAACAAUUUAUUAUUUACAGAAACUGACAACGAAAAUAAUUCAUCAAAUAUUUUAUCAUCAGAAGAACUUUCACAAAAUCAAGAUCAAAACAUUAAUGAAAUAAAUAAAGAAGAGGCUUUGUGGACUAAAAAUAAAACUAUGGCACUUUUAUCACUAUAUGAAACAAAUAUGACACUGUCAGAUAAUCCUAGAAAAAAAACAAAAUUGUGGACUGCAAUUGCAGCGGGUUUAAACGAAUUAAAUAUUAAAGUAUCUGCCGAUCAAGUCAGAUGGAGAAUGAAUUAUCUCAUGAAAAAAUAUAAGGAAUGUAUUGAUAACAACUUAAAAUUUGGAAGAGGUACCAUGACUUUUGAAUUUUUUGAUCAAAUGGAAGACAUGUUUGGACACAAAAAAUCUGCUGCUGCUACAUACACAACAUCUAGUAUUUUAUUAUCAGAUACAAGUAAAAAUUCAAAUAUUGGAACGAAAAUUCAAUCAUCGAAAAAACAAAGGACUGAACAUUCUAAUUAUACUGCUAGUAUUUCUAAGAGCAGUUCAACAGGAAUUAAUUAUAAAAAUAAAGAAAAUGAAGACGCGAACAAGGAAUUAUUUCAUAAAGUAAAAUCACAAACUGAAAAUAAAAAAAGAAGUGACUUAGAAAAUGUCUAUUUGGAAUAUUUACAAAGUGAAGAGAAAAGACGUACCGAACAUAACGAUAAUAUAUUAAAAGCAAAGAAAGAGGCUUUAAAAUUAAAGAAACACUAUUUAGAAGUGCGUGAAAAAGAAUUAGAGAUGAAAAAAAUAUAGCAUUAAACAAAAUCAAAUUAAAAGAACGAAGACAU